This is a messenger RNA of Vigna unguiculata (cowpea), 2799 nucleotides long. Its product is annotated as putative DNA (cytosine-5)-methyltransferase CMT1. The record is from RefSeq and is a predicted model, not a curated record. Gene Ontology annotation, biological process: negative regulation of gene expression via chromosomal CpG island methylation. Lineage: Eukaryota; Viridiplantae; Streptophyta; Magnoliopsida; Fabales; Fabaceae. Gene Ontology annotation, cellular component: nucleus. Gene Ontology annotation, molecular function: DNA binding; chromatin binding; DNA (cytosine-5-)-methyltransferase activity.
UUCACCCAAUCGGUAUAUCUUCCAUAUUCUUUCUCUUUCCGAAGCAGACACAGCUACCAUGCCUAAACGCAGAGCAUCAACCCCACCCGUUGCAGAAAACGACGCCGUCUCAUUGCUCCCCUCCCAACGCAAAAAGACGAAGGGUUCUUCCCAUAAUCCAGCCGUUUGCUUCGUCGGAAAACCAAUUCCAGUCACCGAGGCCCGCGCCAAGUGGCCCCACCGUUAUUCCAAUGAGGGAAAAAAGAAGAAUUCAACCGGUAACAACUCAAGAGAGGCUCCGAAUGAGAACAAUGAGGUUAUGUUAGCCAAGUGUCAUUAUCGUCAGGCUAAAAUAGACGGUGCUGUGUUUAACCUAUAUGAUGAUGCUUAUGUCAAGGCUGAGGAUGGCAAACCUGAUUAUAUUGCACGAAUUGUGGAGAUGUUUGAAUCGGUUGAUAAUGAACCUUAUUUUAUGGCUCAAUGGUUUUAUAGAGCUGUGGACACAGUUAUAAAAGGUCACGGUGAUCUUGUGGACAAGAAACGGGUGUUCUUAUCCGAUAUAAAAGAUGAAAAUCCGCUUGACUGCAUUGUUUCAAAACUCAAGAUUGUUAAAUUAACCCCAAAUGUAGGUUUGACUACGGAGAAAAGGAAGAUUCCCCCUUGUGAUUAUUAUUACGACAUGAAAUACACUUUGCCGUACCUAACUUUUUCGAAUCUUGUCGAUGAAACAGAUAAAAGCGAGAGUGAUGCAUCAUCCACAGUUUCUAGUGAAUCUGGAUCUAGUGGCUGCUUUAAUGGUGCUAACCUAACUAAUGGAAAGACUAUUGAAAAGAACAGUUCCAAUUCGUCGGAGUGGACUUUGCUCGACCUUUAUUCGGGAUGUGGGGCAAUGUCGACGGGGCUUUGUUUGGGUGCAACCUUGGCUGGAGUCAAACUUGUCACUAGGUGGGCUGUAGAUAUCAAUUCCCAUGCAUGUAAAAGUUUGAAGCUGAACCAUCCGGAAACCCAGGUUAGAAAUGAACCUGCUGAAAACUUUUUGGAGCUAAUAAAAGCCUGGGCCAAACUUUGUGAGGAAUUUGGUUUGUUAGGAUCAGAACGUUCGGAGUCUGGUUCAGAUAUGGAGGAAGAUGAAAUCGACGAGGAAAAUGUGGAUGUGAAAAAGGAAGAGUCAGAAGAAGAUCAUUCCGACUCUGAGGAUUUUGAGGUUGAAAAGUUGCUCGCUAUUUGUCAUGGCGAUCCGAACAACGUCAAGAAACCAGGCCUAUAUUUUAAAGUGCGUUGGAUGGGUUAUGAUUCCAGUUACGACACAUGGGAGCCAAUGGAUGGAUUGAGCGAUUGCAAGGAUGCUUUGAAGGAUUUUGUGACAAAAGGGUACAAGAAGAAGUUAUUGCCUCUUCCUGGUGAUGCUAAUUUUAUUUGCGGGGGACCGCCGUGUCAAGGCGUAAGCGGUUUUAACCGCUUCAGGAACGCAGCAGCUCCAUUAGAGGAUAUAAAAAACAAGCAGUUGAUUGUUUACAUGGAUAUUAUUGAUUUUCUGAAGCCAAAAUAUGUCCUUAUGGAGAAUGUCGUUGACAUUUUGAAGUUUUCUGGUGGUUAUCUGGGCCGUUAUGCCAUUGGUCGACUUGUAGCUAUGAAUUAUCAAGCAAGAAUGGGCAUGAUGGCAGCAGGGUCUUAUGGCGUUCCACAAUUCCGUAUGCGCGUUUUCCUUUGGGGUGCUCGUCCUAAUGAGAAAUUGCCUCCAUAUCCGUUGCCAACUCACGAGGUCGUGUCAAGAGGUUUUGUACCCACUGAGUUUGAAGAAAUUACAGUAGCUUAUGAUGAUAAGGAAACCCGUUGUAAGCUGGGUAACGCCCUUUUACUUGAGGAUGCACUGUCAGAUCUCCCACCUGUUACAAAUGAAGAGAAGCAGGAUGAAAGGAACUAUGGAACUGCCGCUCGUACCGAGUUUCAGAAGUAUAUUAGAUUGAAGAAAAGCGAGAUGGUGGGUGGUACUAUGAGUAGUACUCAAAGCACUGCACGUCGAAUUCUGUAUGAUCAUCGUCCUCUGCAAUUGAAUCAAGAUGAUUAUGACAGAGUUUGUCGGAUUCCGCAAAAGAAGGGUGCAAACUUCAGAGAUUUACCUGGAGUAGUUGUGAAGGAUAAUAAAGUUGAAUGGGAUCCAUUGAUUGAUAGAGUGAUGCUAGACUCUGGGAAGCCUUUGGUUCCUGAUUAUGCAAUGACGUUUGUUCGCGGGACUUCCUCUAAACCAUUUGGCCGUUUGUGGUGGGAUGAGAUUGUGCCAACAGUCGUUACAAGGGCUGAGCCUCAUAACCAGGUCAUUCUACAUCCUAUACAAAACCGAGUACUAACAAUCCGAGAGAAUGCAAGACUACAAGGAUUUCCCGAUUGCUAUAAACUUUGUGGGCCUAUAAAGGAGAGGUACAUGCAAGUUGGAAAUGCUGUUGCUGUUCCUGUAGCUCUUGCAAUGGGAUACUCGUUUGGUUUGGCCUGCCAGGGAUUAUCUGAUGAUAAACCUUUGAUAACCCUUCCCUUUAAGUAUCCAAGUUGUCUGGCCAGUGCAACUUUUGCGGAGACCGAGAAUGAUGACCAAUCAAGUUGAGAAUGUUUCUUCCCCAACGUAAGACUCAGCCUACAUCGGAAAAACACCCAAAAUUUGUAUUAGUUGUAUGUUGUACUUUCAUUUUUGUCUAUCUAUUCAUGUAACAUUUGCUAUUUGCUAUAUUUACAAUAGCAAAAGAGCGCUGAGUCGUUUACACAGCUCAGAUUCAUUCCAACUGCUUUUAUUCAAUAUCUUAAUUUAAUAUAUUAUUAUUAUUAUUA